Messenger RNA from Oncorhynchus masou masou (cherry salmon), 4600 nucleotides. RefSeq names its product neurotrypsin-like. The transcript has 14 exons. Gene Ontology annotation, molecular function: serine-type endopeptidase activity. The record is from RefSeq and is a predicted model, not a curated record. Gene Ontology annotation, biological process: proteolysis. Lineage: Eukaryota; Metazoa; Chordata; Actinopteri; Salmoniformes; Salmonidae. Bases 336 to 2846 code for a protein of 836 amino acids. Gene Ontology annotation, cellular component: membrane.
GAAGGCGAUAGAGUGUGUUUCUCUCACCGGUGUCUGCUUUCAGUGACACUUCCUCACGAAGGGGAUCGUCGUUUAAACUAUAGUCUAUGCUUGAAGCACAGCUGGUACCACAGGGUGUGUAAUGUCACAUAGGAGUUUCGAUUAUUUUUGUAUCUUUUUCCAGACACAGAAAAAACAACCCCAUCGGCUCAUUGUCCUGUGCCUCGCCUAACUUUGGACGGUCCGUAUCGGGCUCUCUUUAUCCUGGUCAGUGUCGCUUGCACUUGGAGGCUGACUUUUUGCGUUGGAUAUGGGUGAAAUCUGCUCAAGGCGCGGGUAAUGACACAUAUAAAAGGAUGACGGACAAGGAAGCUUUAAAGGGACUCUUCUCUCUGUCAAUUGCAUGGUGUUGUCUGAUCUCAGUUUCUGGAGAGGUCAUCUCUCAAGACACCUACCUAAAUACUCUGCAGAGUGCAGCUCCUCUGUCCUGUUCAGAGGGCUUCACUGAGCUGGGUUACUACAAUGGCUCCGUGUCUCAGACUGACUCUGGUUCGCCCUGCUUAAAGUGGACAGAGUUCCCAGACUACGUCCUGCAGUACCCGAGCCGGGGGCUGGGCGACCACAGCUACUGCCGCAACCCAGACCGUGAAUCCAACCCCUGGUGCUUCUUCCGCCAGAGCUCUGGAGCCAUCGGCUGGGCCUACUGCGACUGCCACCAGGGAGCUGCCAGGUUGGUAGGUGGGUCCUCCCCUCAGAGCGGGCGUCUGGAGGUAUACCUAAAUGGCCAGUGGGGGGCUGUAUGUGAUACACACUGGACCGACCGCGAUGCCAGUGUGAUCUGCAAACAGCUUGGACUGGGUGAGAUCGGCACAGCCCUCCAGCACUCCUAUUUCGGGCCCGGCUCUGGACUCUUCCACUAUGAACGCCUUGGCUGCCGUGGCAACGAAAACUCUCUGCUGGACUGCAGGAGUCGGAAGUUUGUCACUAGCGACUGUAACCAUGGCAACGAAGCAGGGGUGGUGUGUGCUGCACCUGAAGGCAAUGGCGCCCCCUUGAGGUUGGUAGGUGGCCUGGAGGACUUUGAGGGUCGUGUGGAGGUGUACCAUGAUGGUAGGUGGGGCACCAUCUGUGAUGACCAGUGGGAUGACAUCGAUGCUGAAGUUGUCUGUCGGCAGUUGGGACUUGGGGGGGUACCAAAAGCGUGGACGUGGGCCCACUUUGGUCAGGGCUCUGGACCCAUCUUCCUUGACAGGUUGCAGUGUACAGGCAACGAGCUUUCCCUGGAGGAGUGUCCCCACAACAACUGGCAACAACACAACUGUGACCACAUGGAGGAUGCUGGCGUGUCCUGUAACCCAUAUACAGAUGGUGUGGUGCGGCUGGUGGGGUCUGACAGUCCCUGGGAAGGUCGUCUGGAGGUGUACCACUCUGGGGACUGGGGUACGGUGUGUGACGACAACUGGACUGAGCACCAUGCACAAGUGGUCUGUAGACAGCUGGGCUUCAGAGGGCGUGCAGAGGUGGCGUCAGACGGGCUGUACGGGGAGGGCACAGGGCUAAUCCUGCUGGAUGAGGUGCAGUGUAAGGGCUCAGAGGGCACCCUGCUGUCCUGCGGGCACGCCGAGUGGGGACGCCACGACUGCUCCCACAGCGAGGAUGUAGGGGUGCGCUGUGAGAGGGGAGGUGAAACCAACAAGGUGCCAGGGCUGCCACAGAUCACAGGCCCUCUGGUGCGACUGGUUGCUGGAGAGAGCCGGAAGGAAGGGCGUGUGGAAGUGUUUCUGAAUGGCCAAUGGGGGAGCGUGUGCGAUGAUGGCUGGAAUGACAUCAACGCUGCAGUGGUCUGCAGGCAGCUGGGAUUUAUUGGGGUGUCCAAGGCUCGCUCCAUGGCCUAUUUUGGAGAAGGCCAGGGCCUUAUCCACCUGGACAAUGUUAGGUGCACAGGGGCUGAGACGUCCCUGGGGGAGUGUCCGGCUGAGGGAGAAGAUGCCCAUGACUGCCGGCAUAGUGAGGAUGCAGGGGUCAUCUGUGACUACGUCCCCGAACCGGUGGGGGACGGUGCCAUAAUAACGCAGACCUGUGGCAUGAGGCCAAACACACAGCGACGCAGGAGGAGGAUUAUUGGUGGGGACAAGUCAAUCAGAGGGGACUGGCCUUGGCAGGCGUCUCUGUGGCUCAAGUCCCAGUCCAAAGGGAACCAUCCACUGUGUGGAGCCACGCUCAUCAACUCCUGCUGGGUCCUGACUGCUGCACACUGCUUCAAGAGGUUUGGCAGGGACCCAUCUCGCUACGUGCUGCGACUGGGUGACUACCACACGGAGGAGAGGGAUGACUUUGAGCGCAGCCUGUCCCCAGAGCUCAUCGUCAUCCACAGGAAGUACCACAGCCAGGGCUCGGAGUAUGAUAUCGCCCUACUCAGGCUGAAAGGCACCGAGGGCAACUGUGUGGCCUUCAACCCUCAUACCAACUCAGCCUGCCUCCCUGCGCCUGGCAACAAGUGGGGCAAGAGGCCUGCCGCCUGUGUCAUCACAGGGUGGGGCAUCACAGACUCGGAGUACUCCCGUACUCUGCUACAGGCCUGGGUUCCCCUGCUGCCCACCUGGAAGUGUAAAAAGCGAUACGGUGAUCGCUACACCAGCCGCAUGCUGUGUGCGGGCAGCCUUUCGGACAGUCGGCGCGUGGACAGUUGCCAGGGUGACAGUGGUGGUCCCCUAGUAUGUCAGGGGGAGGGUGGGCGCUGGGUGCUGACGGGGAUCAUCUCCUGGGGUCAUGGCUGUGGUGACCCCUCCUUCCCCGGGGUGUACACGCGGGUCAGCAGGUUCCUGCGCUGGAUUGACCAGGUCACCAACAACCCACCGAAAAUCUGAUGCUGCCAUCGUGCCAUUAGACAGCCAGUGUUAUCUCAUGAAUUUGGGGUUGAGAGGGAGGUGGGGAGAUUACCACACCCUGGUAUCUGCUCCUGGUCUCACCCACAUCCAGCAGAGUGCUUUUAAGUCCCUUUUUUUGCCUACACUUGGAGAAGCCUGUAAAUGGCAUUGAGCAUUCUUGAUUAUGUUGAAUUACCACUUUAAUGAGAGCAUUUAAUGCACCAGAAAGCCAGACUGCAUAGGUGAAUGACAUUGCACUAUAAUGCAUGCCAUACUAUCACCCUGCAACACCUGUGAAUGGCCAAUUAAUGGUGCCAUUGGGAGUAAGUCUAGUCAGGAGCGUUAGGUGGAAUAUCUUUAAGGUACAAGAUUGUAUAUGUAAAGUACAUACAGACAUGUGGCUUUUAAAUGAAUAUGGUUUCAUGAACAUUCCAGUUGUUCAUGCAUUUUAACUUAUGCCUACACUAAUGUGCUCCACUCUUGAUUGAAACAAUUGGUCAAAUUAGUCAGUAUACAGAUCGCUGGUUUAGACCAUAGGAGAGGCAUGAGUGGGCCUUUACGAGGCUCUGUAGACGUGGCAAUGAUGACAUGGCUACUCACAAUGACUUAAAUGAGGUCCUGCCUGUUGCCUGCCUACCCACAGUAUCUAUCUGUCUAUCACUUUUUCUUAGAAGCUGCACAUCCCUACUAUCAGUGUUAUGUGAAGCCAGUCCUUGGACAGAUCCACUAUCUUUGUUUAUCCACUCUUUGUACUGUAUGUGUGUGUGGGAGAGAACGUUUCUGUGUGAGUGUAUGUGUGUGUGCGUGCGUGUGUGUGUGUAUGUGUGUGUGAGAGAACGUUUCUGUGUGAGUGUAUGUGUGUGUGUGCGUGCGUGUGUGCACUGUCAAUUAAUGGUUCAUACAGCAUGUCAAUUCAGGCCUUAGACCAUAUCUUUGUGUUUUUGUCUCAAGUUGCAGUGCAAUUGCCAAAUGAUCAAUGCAAUCUUCUCAUCAUUCUUAUAAUUUAUUGACACACAUGAACACAUCGUACAGACCUACAAAGCCUACACAGUGCUGACGUUGCAUUUGUUCUAUGUUUUACCUGGUCACAUUCCACUCUGCUACUGAAUAGAUGUCUAGAAAUGUAACCACACAUGCUCAAUACCCCUAAGCUUCAUGUGGUAAUUACUAAUGCAAACUUCUAAACUAUCUGGCUGUUUAGAAGAACCUCUGGUUUAGUACUCUAAUCUAUCCCGAUAGUAAAUAGAUCUAACUACUUCCUAAUAACACCUGUACACUUGAUGGAAUGUUAUUUUACAAUUUAACAUCCAAAUGUUAUUUCGUUUUAUGGGGCUUUCAGUCACAUGACUGCAUGUUUUUGAUUGUCACUGAACAGCACAACUAAUUAUUUUGUGAUAUGACAUCUGUUAUUUGCUUUUGAACAUGCACACAAGAUUUUGACACAAAAGUUACUUUCUAUACUGAAAUGCUAAUCUGUACAUGAUGAAAAUGAGUUACACAAACAUGAUGUGGUGCAAUUUUGAAAGCUUAAAAUGAUGAAAUAUACACUUGUGUAUACUAAACAUUAGGAACCCCCCUCCUCCCUUUUCUAAUGUGCCAUCAUUGAAAAUAAAUAUUAGACAGUAUGCCAAAGUAAAAGCAGUACAUGUUCAGACUCAUAUCUUGCAAGUACUCUGUAUAUAAUACCUUGAAUGUGAACGUGUAUGUACUGUAUAAUGUGUUUUUGAGAGGUGUCAUUAAAUAUCUGCAUCACA